CUGGCCUGGCGGAAGGCGCCGGCGGCCGCGCGAGUGCCUGGGACGCGCCGGGCUCCGCGCUGGCUCCCCGCGCUCCGCGGCGGGCUGAGUGCAGAGCCGGGAAGUUGGGAGGACCUGGUGCAUGGCUGCUUCCUAAUCCUGAAACCCAGAGGAAACAUCCCUAGGACUGUGGGGAGUGAGCCAGGCAAGCCGAAGGCAGCCUCAGCACCAUCCUUGCCUGCCUCCCCUGUGGGGGCCAGGAUGCUGAAGAAGCAGUCUGCAGGGCUUGUGCUGUGGGGCGCCAUCCUCUUUGUGGCCUGGAACGCCCUGCUGCUCCUCUUCUUCUGGACACGCCCAUCACCCAGCAGGCUGCCCUCAGAUGGCGCUCUUGAUGAUGACCCCGCUGGUCUUACCCGCGAGGUGAUCCGCCUGGCCCAGGACGCCGAGGUGGAGUUGGAGCGGCAGCGGGGGCUGUUGCAGCAGAUCAGGGAGCACCAUGCUCGGUGGAGCCAGAGGUGGAGGGUGCCCACUGCAGCCCCACCCGUCCCACCACGUGUGCCUGUCACCUCCCUGCCAGCUGUGAUCCCCAUCCUGGUUAUUGCCUGUGACCGCAGCACUGUCCGGCGCUGCCUGGACAAGCUACUGCACUAUCGGCCCUCAGCGGAGCACUUCCCCAUCAUUGUCAGCCAGGACUGUGGACACGAGGAGACAGCCCAGGUCAUUGCCUCCUACGGCAGCGCAGUCACUCACAUCCAGCAGCCCGACCUGAGCAGCAUCGCUGUGCCACCCGACCACCGCAAGUUCCAGGGCUACUACAAGAUCGCACGGCACUACCGCUGGGCGCUGGGCCAGGUCUUCCACAGGUUCAAGUUCCCUGCAGCUGUGGUGGUGGAGGAUGAUCUAGAGGUGGCACCAGACUUCUUUGAGUACUUCCAGGCCACGUACCCGCUGCUGAGGGCCGACCCCUCCCUCUGGUGUGUGUCUGCCUGGAAUGACAAUGGCAAGGAGCAGAUGGUGGACUCCAGCAAGCCCGAGCUGCUCUACCGCACAGACUUUUUCCCUGGCCUGGGCUGGCUGCUGUUGGCUGAGCUCUGGGCUGAGCUGGAGCCCAAGUGGCCCAAGGCCUUCUGGGAUGACUGGAUGCGCCGGCCUGAGCAGCGGCAAGGCCGGGCUUGUGUGCGGCCUGAAAUCUCCAGAACGAUGACCUUUGGCCGCAAGGGUGUGAGCCACGGGCAGUUUUUUGACCAGCACCUCAAGUUCAUCAAGCUCAACCAGCACUUUGUACCCUUCACCCAGCUAGACCUGUCCUACCUGCGGCAGGAGGCCUAUGACAGGGAUUUCCUUGCCCGUGUCUAUGGCGCUCCCCUGCUGCAGGUGGAGAAAGUGAGGACCAGUGAGCGAAACGAGCUGGGGGAGGUGCGGGUGCAGUACACUGGCAGGGACAGCUUCAAGGCCUUCGCCAAGGCCCUGGGAGUCAUGGACGACCUCAAGUCCGGCGUCCCGAGGGCUGGCUACCGGGGCAUCGUCAGCUUCCUGUUCCGGGGCCGCCGAGUCCACUUGGCCCCCCCACAGACCUGGGACGGCUAUGAUCCCAGCUGGAAUUAGCACCUGCCCGUCCUUCCUGGGCCCUUCCCUUGCCAUAUCACAGACUGAGGCAGGACUGCAGUCCCUGGCUGCAUUGUCCUCUCUGUGUUUCUCUCUUGGGUCCAUUUAUCUUCUUUUUUGUUGCUGUUGUUCAAAUGGCAUUCGAGUGCACAGAUGAUAAGGUGAGGGUUAUUCUCCCGUUCUCAAGGGGGUCAGAUUAGGGGAACCUUUCUAAGGUAUGUUGGGAAGUAUUAAGCAGGAAACGUCCACAUUCCAGGUUUUCUCCUAGGACAUCUGCAGAUAGGUUGGCAACUUGAGCUCUCUUGACCAGGCCUCUUUUCCCUAUCCUGGCUCUUCCAGCCAAGGGUUGAGCCCUCUUACUGUACCUGACCCCUUCCCCCAGUUGGAGUGGGACUGGGUUAUAUGAGAGGGGGACAUAUUUGUGGCCAAAAUGACACUAACCAAAGGGAUUUCAUCGUCAGGGUCUGGGUGGAGCUGUUAGGUUGUCAGGGUUUACUGCCUCCCUCCUUUUUCUCUUCUUCCUCUCUCCUCAUCCCUGACUCAUCUGAGCUCUUCUUUCCCUGCAUUCUAGCAGUUUGUGAUUAUAAGAUGAAAAGUUGAAGGGGAGAAGCAAGACCUCUCCUCAGCUCGUCCCCGGCAGUGGGAGGAAAGCCUUGGUGUGCUGGGGCACACCUCCCUUAUUCUGCCGCCAAGCAACAGACUUUGUCUCUGGAUUCCAUCCUUUCUAAAAACUGAUCCCUUCCCUAUCGCUCUAGGAGGGUUCAUGCUGACUUGGGGAAAGAGAGAUUAGCUCCUUGUGCCCCUUUUCCCCUGGGGUUUGGUGCACAGGCUCCUGCCUAAGGCCCGUGGCUUCUGGCAGCCCUGUCGACAUGAGGUAGAGCAGCCAAGACAGGAUGGCCCUGGCUCCCCUCGCCUCUCA
Messenger RNA from Ceratotherium simum simum (southern white rhinoceros), 2503 nucleotides. Lineage: Eukaryota; Metazoa; Chordata; Mammalia; Perissodactyla; Rhinocerotidae. The record is from RefSeq and is a predicted model, not a curated record.